GGCUGUGGAAGGAUUGGACGUGGCGCGGCUGGCUGCAGGAUGUAGCUGUUAUGGAGGGAUUUUUUCCCGUUUGUGGACUUUGGCUGACAUUUUGGCUAGCUUGUUGGCAGGGGUGGUUGCAGAUUGAAGGUUGGAGAUGGAGAAAUGCCGUGAUGGAGGAACAAACAUUGAAGGCUCUCCCUUGUUUCUUUGCUGGUGUACGAAGUUACCUACUUGGCACCUUCCCAGCAUGUCAGCCCGCUUCCACUUCCCUUCCUGUUCUUGGACCUGCCAGUCACCGCCGGUUGGCUCGCAGUUGCACUUUUUGCUUUUCCUGCCUUAGUGUCAUCACCACCACCAACCAACAAGCCAACCAGACGCUCUCAAUUAGCCGCUGGGCCACCACCACUACGGCUGUGUCACGUCUGCUUGCUCUCAUGCUCGUUUCCCACCCCUGCUUCUCGACCUCCGUCGCAUCUCGGCUCUCUCUCUCUGAGACGACAAGGCAAGGCCUGUUCCUUCAGGGUACAGUACACCCCGGCAUCCCGUUCUCUAGCUGGCCAUGUGGGGGAACACAGCUUGCUCUGGACGGUCCGGAGAGCGGAAGCUAGGCGAGUGCCUUGCAUGCGUGGGUCAUUGACACACUCAGCCCGGUCCAGUCUAUUCUUGUCUCGCAGAUCCAGCCAUGCACACACUCGACUUAUCAUGAGUUGUACCAUAUCCUCGGGCCUAGCCCAGUCAGCCCAGUCAGCCCUGGCGGCUCAGGCCUGAAAGUCUCCGUCCCACCCAACAUGUGCUCUCUUCUUGUGAUAUUAUUCCGCUGUGGCCCCCGCA
Molecule: messenger RNA, 813 nt
Organism: Ilyonectria robusta
Lineage: Eukaryota; Fungi; Ascomycota; Sordariomycetes; Hypocreales; Nectriaceae
Exons: 3
Coding region: 51-590 (179 amino acids)
Source: RefSeq, a predicted model, not a curated record